CUAACCUUCUUUUUUUUUCUUUUCAUCCGCCUCCACCUCACCUUCUAUCUGUCCCUCUUCCUCUCUCCAUUCAGCGUCGCCGACCAGCCACCGCCGUGGCAUCGGUUCCCCAUGGCCGGCAAAACCCCAAGAUCAUUUUUUCUCUCCGUUCCCCCUUCCUCCUCGCCACCACUAACGAAACCCCAACCCCAGUCGCUGUUGCUGCUUCAAAUCCAAGCCACCACCGCCAAACCAGUCGCCGCCUUUCCCUCAACCUUUACGCCUCCGCCUCCGCCUCCGAUAAAGCCACCGCCGACAGUCCAUGUCAGACGAGACCAGCCGACCGUCACCAUCAGCGCCGCCAUCGCCCCCUCCAUCCCAUUCUCCGUCUGUCCAGCAGCCAUCUCCAUCGACGAACCCCCCUCAAAACACCAACACCAACACCAACAGCCGUGUCACCUUGCCACCGUUGUUCCUCCGUGCUACGAUGGUGAAUUAUUUUUCCUCCGACCGCCCAACCGGUUCGAGUUCGGGAAAAAUGUUCACGACAAAUUCUCAUAAAUCCGUCCCAGGUAUGCAGCUGAUGCAUAUGCAAUAUUUUGUACAGGCAAGUGGGAUUAAGUACAGCCGGGUGAUCAUAUGCUAAAUAAAUACUGGGAUUUCCUACAUAAACUUCGUGCAAUUGGCUUAGCCUGAGGGUUCAAUGUAUUUGAAAACAAAUAAUGCAUAGUUGGGGGAUUAUAUUUUGGGGGUCAGUUACAUAUUUUUGGUAGAUUAACCUCUGGACUUUUUUGUGGUCUAUAUAGUAAAGCUUAAGCCAUUAGAAGUAAGUGCUUUCCGGAGGUGGUGUAUUUACCUAGGCAGCUGUUUAAUAUAUCAUCUAAGACAAUGAGCUUCAAAGAA
This is a messenger RNA of Capsicum annuum, 882 nucleotides long. RefSeq lists its product as uncharacterized. The coding region runs from base 302 to 625 and encodes 107 amino acids. The record is from RefSeq and is a predicted model, not a curated record. The transcript is spliced from 2 exons. NCBI's taxonomy places the organism in Eukaryota, Viridiplantae, Streptophyta, Magnoliopsida, Solanales, Solanaceae.